Messenger RNA from Dothidotthia symphoricarpi CBS 119687, 1760 nucleotides. Its product is annotated as seryl-tRNA synthetase. The coding region runs from base 32 to 1567 and encodes 511 amino acids. Gene Ontology annotation, molecular function: ATP binding; tRNA binding; serine-tRNA ligase activity. Gene Ontology annotation, biological process: mitochondrial seryl-tRNA aminoacylation. Gene Ontology annotation, cellular component: mitochondrion. NCBI's taxonomy places the organism in Eukaryota, Fungi, Ascomycota, Dothideomycetes, Pleosporales, Dothidotthiaceae. The transcript has a single exon. The record is from RefSeq and is a predicted model, not a curated record.
CCUCGUCGCUCUUUCUUCAGAUGGCGCCACGAUGAAUGCUCUCAAAAGGUCUUUUGUAGACUGUUCAACCCGCCAAACGCAACUGCUUCGAUACAAGCAAGCUUCGCUUCGAACAUGUUGCUUAGCACGCCGCAAUUAUACCAGACCCGCAUUCGCGCCAAAGCCAUCGAUCGACAUCAAGCAUAUUCGACAGAAUCCAGGCUUGUACGAGCAAAAUUGCAUAGAUCGUAAUUAUGCAGCGCAUAGCAAGGCAUCAUGGAGGAUCAUUGAGCUCCACGAAGAGUGGCUUGCUCUUCAGCAAAGCGCACGCGGACUACGGGAACGAAACAACCUCAUUCGAGGGAGGUUGGCCAAAACGGCAGCCCACAUGAAGGAUGCGGAGGGGAAGCCACCAGCCCCCCAAAACAAGGGGUCGUUGAUCAACGAGGCCAAGGCAUUGAAGGCAGAGCUCAGUGCCAUCGAGGCAAAAGAGACACAGUUGCAAGAUGAAAUAGAGAACCUAGCGCAAGACCUACCAAAUCUGAGCAGCACGCACACACCGGUUGGCCUUGAGCCCGAGGUGGUCGAAUACAUCCACAAGCAUCCCGAGUCCACAUCGGGUGAACCAAAUCGAGUCUGGAAAUCACAUGUAGAUAUUGGUCAAGAACUAGGAAUACUAGACUUUUCUGGCUCGGCGCAAACUUCGGGCUGGGGAUGGUAUUUUCUCGUUGGCAACGGUGCAAUGCUGGAACAGGCGCUCGUACAGUACGCUUUGAGUGUAGCCAGGAAAAAAGGUUGGCUUGCAGUGGCGCCUCCUUCGUUGGUGUACUCACAUAUUGCAUCGGCAUGUGGCUUUCAGCCGAGAGAUCAAAACGGAGAGCAGCAGAUCUACGCGCUCGAGCAGGCGGAAAAGGACAAGACUAAGCCUCAGUUGGUUCUUGCUGGAACGGCAGAAAUACCUUUGGCGGGCAUGAAAGCGAACCAGACUCUGGAGGACAUCAACCUGCCACUCAAGACGGUCGGCGUGAGCAGGUGCUAUCGGGCUGAAGCCGGGGCUCGAGGUGCCAACACCAAGGGUCUGUACCGAGUACACGAAUUCACAAAGGUGGAGAUGUUUGCAUGGACACUGCCAGACAGUGUUGAAGAGGACCAUUUCAGCUCAACAGACGCUUCUAGCUCGGAGGCUGUCUUUACGGAGAUGUUGUCGAUACAGAAGGAGAUUUUAGAAGCUCUAGGUCUGCACUGCCGCAUCUUAGAGAUGCCUACGACAGAUCUUGGUGCGAGUGCGACGAGAAAACGCGAUAUCGAGGCCUUCUUCCCGUCACGACGAGGCAAAGACGAGGGAUGGGGCGAGGUGACCUCGACGUCGAUGUGCACAGACUACCAGAGCCGACGGUUGCACACACGUGUUCGUCUGGAAGGGCGUAAACUGGAGUUUCCUUACACCGUUAAUGGCACCGCGCUCGCCGUGCCAAGGGUAGUGGCAGCGAUCUUGGAGAACCACUGGAACGAGCAGGAUUCUUCUGUCACGAUACCGGAGGUGUUGCGGCCGUUCAUGGGCGGCCAGGCGAAGAUUGAAAAGGCCUAGCGUCGGGACGGACUGCGCGACAGGCUAAGGAUGGAAGUUGCUGUAUCAUAAGUUCUGUAUCAUCAGUGUUGCGUCAUUGUAGACUAUUUAGUUGAAGGCAUGGUUGGAUUUUCCAGUCGGAGCGUCUUGCUUCUUGUGACUCUAACGGCGCGAUGGCUGGGUGGCCCACAUUCGUCACGACCCGUAUCUCCCC